AUGACAGGUAUCCUCAGAAGUCAGCAGAGGGCACUGGAUCCCCUGGAAGUAACAGAUGAUUAUAAGGCAGCAUGCAAAAAUCCCGUCCUUCAAUGCAUGGGUAACAGAGGCUUCUGUAGGUCCACCUGCAAGAAGGAUGAGCAGCCUUACUUCUAUUGCCGAACUUAUCAGACAUGCUGCCUCCAGCCCUACGUGCGGAUCAGCCUUGCCAGCGCAGAGGACACCACCAACUGGUCUUAUGAGAAACACUGGCCAAAAAUACCAUGAAUGCUGGCGAACGCCACACACAAGCUUCCAGGGACGCCCUCUCUGCUCUUCACCUCCUUAUUAAAGUUCAUGCACUUGC
Messenger RNA from Arvicola amphibius (Eurasian water vole), 346 nucleotides. Its product is annotated as beta-defensin 19-like. Lineage: Eukaryota; Metazoa; Chordata; Mammalia; Rodentia; Cricetidae. Bases 1 to 267 code for a protein of 88 amino acids. The transcript is spliced from 2 exons. Gene Ontology annotation, molecular function: lipopolysaccharide binding. Gene Ontology annotation, biological process: defense response to Gram-negative bacterium; defense response to Gram-positive bacterium; antifungal innate immune response. The record is from RefSeq and is a predicted model, not a curated record.